Homalodisca vitripennis (glassy-winged sharpshooter) is the source of this 1505-nucleotide messenger RNA. Its product is annotated as prostatic acid phosphatase-like. Gene Ontology annotation, biological process: dephosphorylation. Lineage: Eukaryota; Metazoa; Arthropoda; Insecta; Hemiptera; Cicadellidae. The record is from RefSeq and is a predicted model, not a curated record. Gene Ontology annotation, molecular function: phosphatase activity. Bases 207 to 1472 code for a protein of 421 amino acids. The transcript has 7 exons.
CUUUAUUCCUUAUCUUACCCUGUGUUGUUUUCGCCAGUAAUUGAGGUUAGAUUAGCCCGUAACGUUUUGUACCAACGAGAUAACUCUGUUAUUUUGUAAAGCACUGCGGCAGUUAAUACUCUUCACUCCAGAAUUUCAUAAUUCACUAAACCUUGUAUAAAACCAUGUUAAAACAUUGUCUGUGAUAAGACUCAGUGAGUGAUAAAAUGCCGACAGGCUUAUUCUGGCUUUCGACAGCGGUGGUUGUGGUGUUAGCGGUUAUUUUUACAUUAACCAACAAACCAGGAAUAGUUGACCAACACAAGUCUGCCAACCCUGAAGACUAUGCAGCUCGCAGUGGUACCAACUCGACAGGAACCAGAUCAGUACCAACUUUACAGUUAGUUACUGUUGUGACUCGCCAUGGCAACAGAGCGCCCUUAUUCACCUUCCCCACGAGUCCGCACCAAUGCAACGAUCCUACCGUGUGGCCUUACGGUGUGGGGGAAAUGACUCAGAGUGGUCGAGUUCAAAUGUACAAGUUGGGACAGAAAGUCCGGUCCUUGUAUACCGGAUUCCUGGACCAAGCUUACAGACCAGAGGAGUUCAAAGCUUUCAGUUCUCCUUUGGCACGAGCUUUGCAAACUGCUGAACUUUUCCUGGCCGGAAUAUUUCCUCCUGCAGGAUACCAAGUGUGGAACAAACACCUGCUCUGGCAACCCGUCCCAGUUUUCCCCAGCUUCUUUGAUCAUAAUGAGAUGGUGUUGAUCAACGAAAAUCGUCAGUGUCCCACAUUUAAAGAAGCUCAAAAAGAAUCUCUGAUGGAAGCUCAAAAAAUAUAUAACUCCUCACUGACCACCUUCUUAGACUACGUCAUUCCUUACACGGGCAUAGACGAACAUGAAGUAUUCAAAGAUUUUGGAUUUGCGUACAGAACUCAGAUGUUAUUUCUUGUGUGGGAGUCACUUGUUCAUGCAGCAAUCCAUAAUCUUACUCUCCCCGACUGGGCUGCCAGCAUAUACCCAGAGCCUAUCACCUCCUUGGUAGUGAAGUUCUACUAUGCCACAGCUGUAGGCUCUUAUGACCAGAUUAAAUAUUUAGAAGGAGAAUUGUACCAAGAGAUUUUAAAUCUGAUGAAGUCCAAGGCGAACAACACGCUGGAACCUAACAGACGCAUGUUCUACUACUCCGGCCAUGACUACACACUUAUGGGUCUGCUGAGGAUACUGGGUCAGCAAGCAGAAGACUUGGGUUACAUAAACACUGCAUCAGCACUGAUCUAUGAGCUCCAUCGCCAUCCUCACAGUGGCCACUUCUAUGUUCAGGUCCUGAUCAUUGACGGUGGUUCUCCUGAAAUGGAUCCUAAGGAAGUCACCAUCCCUGGUUAUGACUUCUCUUGUGACUUUAAUUUGAUGUUAGACAUUACUGAGAAAUACUACAACAUUACAGAUUGGCAGAAAGAAUGUAAUGCUAGAAAAAACAACAAUGUCUAAUUAAACAAAUUACAAGAGUUGUAGUUACGAUUA